UAUUUAUGUGGGUUGGUCGCGACUUCACACACCUGUCAGAUAGGUCGUCUCAACUGAAUCAACAUGGUCAACGCUGUUGUUGUAGCGACUCUUCUUUUUGGAGGCCUGCUUAUUACAGCUGAUGAGGAUGCAAGAGUGCAGCGUUCUGCCCCUAUAUGUGGCAACUGUAAAUCUAUCUCCAACCCCCAGGACUGUAGACUCUUCAAACAAUGCCACCAUCAUCAGGUCUGCGAGACGGAAAGAGUUGGGAAUCAUUACAACCUCCAGUGUGCGGACAGAGACAAAUGCCAGGCAAUCUUGCAUGAGAAGAACAACAGGGAGAGGUUUUUAUUUACACUGUACUCCAACAUGGAUUGCUGUUCGGACGCCUUCUGCAACACUCACCUGUUUAAAGAAGACUUCACAACAACAGAAGCGGCCACCACGACGACGAUGACCACAACAACAGGAGUUCCCUGUUUUGACAAAGUUGGUAUGAACUGUAAACAGAAAGAGGUCGACAUCUGUAAAAGCGUCAACGUUGGCCAGAAGUAUUGUCCGAAAACAUGUAAACUAUGUUGACAGUUGGAGUUAUUAGUGACAUUGUUUAUCAAUAUAUUCCUCAUUUGUUGCUCAUCGAGGAAACACAAGUAAACAACUCACACACAGUA
Messenger RNA from Haliotis rufescens (red abalone), 650 nucleotides. RefSeq lists its product as uncharacterized. The transcript has 7 exons. The record is from RefSeq and is a predicted model, not a curated record. The coding region runs from base 64 to 561 and encodes 165 amino acids. NCBI's taxonomy places the organism in Eukaryota, Metazoa, Mollusca, Gastropoda, Lepetellida, Haliotidae.